Molecule: messenger RNA, 1861 nt
Organism: Cryptomeria japonica (Japanese cedar)
Lineage: Eukaryota; Viridiplantae; Streptophyta; Pinopsida; Cupressales; Cupressaceae
Product: shewanella-like protein phosphatase 2
Exons: 4
Coding region: 219-1418 (399 amino acids)
Molecular function (GO): hydrolase activity
Source: RefSeq, a predicted model, not a curated record
ACACCAACGCCUGAAUAUAAAUGAAUACAUAUGAAAUGACUAGUUAAAAAACACACGCAGGAACCUUAAAAGAAGGAUACCUCUUACCCGUAAGAAUGAACAAACGCCAUAAAAGGGGCGGAAAUUUGUUUCUGAAAGUUUCAAGUGGUUAGACAUUGCUUUGACAUUUAAAAUUGUCCUUUCAUCUGCAAUAAUAUAUUUGCAGAUGAUUGAGGAGAAUGGAGAAGAAACAAGAAAAUGAAUCGGUGUGCAGCAGAGUACCAAAUCUUGUCUCAAACUUUGUAGAUUCCUUUGUCGACUUUGUAGUGGGAGGGCAAUUUUUACCGUCAAAUUCAACAACACUUGACAGUAAGAAUGCUAACAAUGCUGAAGCAACAGCAGCAACAGAAAUAGUCACAAGAAUCCCCUCUGUCGAUCGUUUGAUUGCAAUAGGAGACAUUCACGGAGACCUCCACAAGGCCAAGGAGGCCCUCCGAGUGGCCCAAGUCAUGGAUGAAAAUGACAACUGGAUUGGAGGCAAUACUACGGUAGUUCAGGUUGGUGACCUCCUCGACAGGGGAGGGGAAGAGCUCAAGGUCAUUUACCUACUCGAAAAGCUGAAAAAGCAGGCAGAUAGAUCAGGUGGGGGAUUCAUCAUAAUGAAUGGGAAUCACGAGAUCAUGAAUAUGGAAGGAGAUUACAGGUUUGUGACCCCAGCAGCAAUGGAGGAAUUCAAAAGCUGGGCACAUUGGUAUACAAUUGGGAAUAGUGUGAAAAGUCUAUGUAAAGGCCUGGGAGUGCAGAAGGAUAUUUUUGAAGGGAUAUCCACAGUUUAUCCAGAGGAAUGGAGGGCCAGAACAGCAGCUCUGAGGCCCGGAGGACCAAUUUCAGCUAGGUUUCUGAGCACCCACCCUACUGUUGUUGUGGUCGGAGGAUCUGUUUUUGCUCACGGGGGCCUUCUUCCCGCACAUGUGUUCCAUGGGUUGGAGAGAAUAAAUGAGGAGGUGAGAGAUUGGAUCAAAGGGAACAAGGGCCCUAGGGGCCCCUCUUUUCUUCAUGGCAGAGAUGCUGUUGUGUGGCUGAGGAAGUAUUCAGGUAGAUCUUGUAAAGGGGAGGAGUGCCAUUGUACUCUUUUGGACCAGGCCUUGGCUUCCAUUCCUGGAGCCAGGAGGAUGAUUGUGGGUCACACCAUUCAGACUGUGGGCAUAAAUGGUGUUUGUGGGAAUCGAGUCAUUCGUAUAGAUGUGGGGAUGUCUAGAGGUUGUGGUAAUGGGAUUCCAGAAGUUUUGGAGAUCAAGGGGGACAAGAAUCUCACAGUUCUGACUGCCAAUCCCAUCUACCAAGCUAAACAAGAACCAGUGGGUGUCAAAAACGAGAAGCCAGGACUUGGAAUUCUUCUGUCUGAGAAGGGAACUAGAGAGAUUGAGGUAAAGGUAUAGUUUGGUGUUUUUUUUUGCCUUGAAAUUGUUUUUCAGAUGCUUUUCACAGUGCUGGAUAAGCCAUUGUUGUACCCAAGAUACUGAAAAACGACUAGUCCUGCUUACAACUCUCUCAAGCUGUCCCUACGUUAAGCCAAACUAGUUGUUUUUUUAAUAUAUAGAUUCUAAGUUCUAACUCUUGGAGGAAAGGCUUAGACAGUUGCUAACCUUUUAAGGCUGGAUUUUCCUUGUUAGUAGUUUUUCAAAGCUGAUGUAAUUCAUUUUUUUAAACGAGAGGAGCUCUGAAUGGUGACAUCUUCGGGUAUACUUUCUGUAUAUGAAAUAACAUGGAAUGUGUGCUUUCUCGGAAAAAAAAAUGUCAAUUAUAAUCUUAUAAAGCAGAAAUGGAUAUAGAUGUGUACAUGACGUUGGAUUUGUUCUAAAAAUCAAUGCAAUUUGAUAAA